This is a messenger RNA of Dracunculus medinensis (Guinea worm), 681 nucleotides long. Lineage: Eukaryota; Metazoa; Nematoda; Chromadorea; Rhabditida; Dracunculidae. The record is from the annotation of a GenBank genome assembly.
AUGGUUUGGCUUUUUGGUCCAUCAAAACCUCAAGUGCAAAUGGUAGCGGUCGAUGAUAAUCAUGAUUUAUCAUCGUCAUUAACAUCCGAUCUAAGCUCUGAUAAUAAUAUUUCUCGUUUACCGCAACCAAUGAUUGCACUCGAUGAAAUAAAACAAUCUGGAUUACCUAUUCAUCAACAAAUUGCACCAUAUUUACAAAUGGAUCCGAGUGUAUUUCAACAAGCAACUCCAGAAUAUGUUAUGCCAGUUGGAACUACUGGAAAAGGUAAAUUUGAAUUUGCGCUUGGAAAUAUUGGAUGGGGUGUUAUAGGUGGAUAUAGUUUUGGAUGUAUGCGUGGAUUUUUGCCAGAAUUUUUCAAUCGUGACACAAAGCAGUUGCGAGGCAAACCGUGGGUAACUCGUAUGGUGAAUGCAACGGUCAAACAUGGGAGUGGAUAUGCUCAGCCCGCUGGUGCUAUUGUUGUUAUGUAUUCGUUGCUUGAACUUAUAUUAAGAAAAUUAAGAGCAGAUGAUGAUCUCAAUUCAAUUGCUGCUGGUGGAUUGACGGGAGCGAUUUAUCGCUCGCCAUAUGGUUUACGUGCUUCAGCAGUUGGUUCGAUUUUUGGUUUUGCGAUUGCUACUUUAUGGGUUCUUGCGCAAACGGAUAGUCGACAGAGAAUCACCGAAAUUAAUUAUUUUUAA